ACCGUUCAUAAUUUAUCAGUUUGUUUGUUUGCUGGCCUCUCCAAGAUGCCUCUCCCAGUCCCACCGCCUCUAGGCUAUCCGGUCCCAUAUAGCCGCCAUGCAGUUUCUGUUCAGCUCCCAACCUGGCAAGACAUGUGUGGAAUGGCGCAGGGAGAGCCUCGAGUGAAGAGAGUCCAAAGGAUUGGUUACCCACGAUCGUUUCUUCAAAAGGAUGUUCAAGCGUUGAUUGAUACCGCUGUAGAAAUAUUUGGCACCGCAAAGGAAUCCUGCCUAAUAUUCCCAUCCUUCUCUCAUGCGGCCGCUUGUGGAGCGUUUAUUCGCUCCCAUAUAUCAUCCCCAGAGAGUAUCAAUGGAGAAUACUCAGUUCGCGCGGUUGAUUUUCCUCGAGGCGCCGCCUCUCGACCUCAAUCUUGCAGUAACCAUGUACUGAUUUGUACUGCUCAAUCAAUGAACGUUCGAUUAUUUGCAGUCUUCUUUCCGACCGAAUUUCGCUCUACAGCGAUCAAAUUUUGGCGACUCACCGGAACUGGAAUAUCCUCGAGGUUAGCGGAAGAUCUUCUCACGUCAAAUACAUUUACCAAAAACGUGUUUUUGCCACUUGUGACAGAUGCAAAUCCGUUCAGAAAGGCGUGUGUCGAAGACGCAGCCGAUAUCAUAAAGUGUCGGAUAGCCAACCUCCUUGGACGCACUCUGCCUUCAAAUUCCAGCAAGAACUUCGUCGACGCAGCUGAUGUGUAUCUCUAUCCCUCUGGAAUGUCAGCUAUAUAUCAUUGCAAUCAACUUCUCAAUACCUGGCGUGGAACACAAAGUAUCGUUUUUGGCUUCCCAUAUGAACUUACCCUUAAGCUUGUGGAGACCUUUGGCACUUCCUGUAAAUUCUUCGGCUUUGGCACCCCAGAUGAGCUUCAAGAGCUCGAACAGUUUCUUGAGAUCGAGGCCGAAAAUGGACGGAGCAUUCAAGCUAUCUGGUGUGAAUGUCCCUCGAACCCUUUGUUACGGACCGUUGAUCUUGAUCGCAUCCGACAGCUGGCCGACCAGUUCAAUUUCCCAGUCGUGGUGGAUGAAACAAUUGGUACAUUUGCAAAUGUAGAUUUGUUGCAAGUAGCGGACGUGAUCGUUACGUCCUUGACCAAAUCAUUUAGUGGAUACUUGGACGUCAUGGCAGGAAGCAUUGCUUUGAACCCGUCAUCGAGGUUCUACAAGCCAUUCAAGAAAGCGCUUGACUCAUCUUACCGCAAUGAGCUCUACGCCGCUGAUGCUAUUCAAUUAGAAUGCAACAGUCGGGAUUUCUUGGCUCGAGCUGGUAAAAUGAACGAAACAGCUGCUACCCUCGUGUCUCACCUGGAAACGUUCAUUUCUAACCCCGAAAGCGCCCUUACCAAAAUUUACUACCCCUCACAAUGUUGGUCCGUUGCCAACUACCAGGCGCGUAUGCGACCGUCAACUCCGGAAUUCUACCCGGGUUAUGGUUGUCUUUUCACGCUGGACUUCGCAGACGUCGAAGCGGCAACGGUCUUCUUCGAUACUCUCGAUGUACAUAAGGGCCCGUCUCUGGGAGGCAAUCUGACGCUGGCUCAACCGUACGUCCAGACGGUGUUUUUUCGGGAGAAAGAUUGGGCUGCUCAGUUUGGCUUGAGGGAAACGAUCGUUCGAGUGUCGGUAGGAUUGGAAGAUGCAGGUGAAUUACUGGCGACUUUUGACAAGGCUGUCCGAAAGGCAAGAAAAUCCACUGCCUUGAAUAUGUAA
Messenger RNA from Xylona heveae TC161, 1746 nucleotides. RefSeq names its product PLP-dependent transferase. NCBI's taxonomy places the organism in Eukaryota, Fungi, Ascomycota, Xylonomycetes, Xylonales, Xylonaceae. The transcript is spliced from 3 exons. Bases 46 to 1746 code for a protein of 566 amino acids. Gene Ontology annotation, molecular function: cystathionine gamma-synthase activity; pyridoxal phosphate binding. Gene Ontology annotation, biological process: transsulfuration. The record is from RefSeq and is a predicted model, not a curated record.